Messenger RNA from Melospiza georgiana, 2601 nucleotides. It is a transcript of the gene USP43, whose product is annotated as ubiquitin specific peptidase 43. Bases 1 to 2601 code for a protein of 866 amino acids. Gene Ontology annotation, biological process: protein deubiquitination. NCBI's taxonomy places the organism in Eukaryota, Metazoa, Chordata, Aves, Passeriformes, Passerellidae. The transcript has 15 exons. The record is from RefSeq and is a predicted model, not a curated record. Gene Ontology annotation, molecular function: cysteine-type deubiquitinase activity.
AUGCGCCUGGCCGGGGGCCGCGGGGGCCGCCGCGCCGCCCCCGAGGAUGACGAGGGCGGGUUCCGGGGGGGCUCGCGGCGGCGGCUCGGCGGGGCGGCCCCGGCGGCGGCCCCGGGGGGCGAGGCGGGAGCGGGCGAGGCGGGAGCGGGCGGCGCGGAGCGGCCGCCGGGCGCGCAGGGGCUGCGGAACCACGGCAACACCUGCUUCAUGAACGCCGUGGUGCAGUGCCUGAGCAACACGGCGCCGCUGGCCGAGCGCCUGGCGCUGGGCCGGUACCGCGCCCGCGGAGAGGUCACGCACCGGCUGGCGGCCCUGGUCCGGGCGCUCUGGACCCGCGAGUACACCCCGCAGCUCUCCGCCGAGUUCAAGAACAUCGUCUCCAAGCACAGCUCGCAGUUCCGGGGCAAUGCUCAGCACGACGCGCUCGAGUUCCUGCUCUGGCUGCUGGACCGAAUGCACGAGGACCUGGGCGCCGCCUCCCCGGCCCAGCAGAGCCGCGGCCCCGCGCAGCCUGGCAAGGACGGAAGCAGUUGUGCCAGCAGGUCCCCCCCUGGCACCCAGCACCCCCGUGGGCAGAGCUUCGUGCAGAGCCACUUCCAGGCCCAGUACAGGUCCUCCCUGACGUGCCCUCACUGCCUGAAGCAGAGCAACACCUUCGACCCCUUCCUGUGCAUCUCGCUGCCCAUCCCGCUGCGCCAGACCAGGGCUCUGAACGUCACGCUGGUGCUGCAGUGCGAGCGCUGGCGCUUCGUGCGGGUGGGCCUGGCCGUGCCGCUGCUGGGCACCGUGGCCGACCUGCGGGAGAUGGUGGCGCGGGAGGGCCGCGUCCCCGCCGAGCAGGUGAUCCUGGCCGAGGUGUCCCCGCGGGGCCUCCUGCGCUCGCUGUCCGACCCCGAGGCGCUGCGGGCGGCCGGCGAGGCCGCGCCCGUCUACGCCUUCCAGCCGCCGCCCGCCCGCCGCGCAGGGUGUCCACGCAGCCUCCCCACGUCCCCCGCGGUGCCACGGCCGGAGGGGCCGCGCUUGCUGUCCAGCGCUGCCCGCUCCUCCGACUGCCUGCACCGCGCGCCCGGCGGCCGCAUCCUGCUGCUGCUCUGCAACACAGCGGGCACGGGGCCACAGCUCGCCAGGUUCGGGCCGCCGCUGGUGCUGCGGGAGGAGCGCGGCGUCUCCUGGGAGCAGCUGCAGCAGAACAUCCUGGCCCAGCUGAGGGGGGUCCUGCGGGGAGAUGUCCGGCCACAGGGCACAGGAGCCCUUUUCCGGAUCCGCCUGGCCGGGGGCUCGGCCCCCUGCACCUACCUGUCCCCUCAGGAUCCUCAUCCUCUCUGCCACCCUGCCAUCGACAGGGCCCUGCAGCUGUGCGGGGCCGGGGGCCCUCCCCACGUCAGGCUGACGGUGGAGUGGGACAUGAGCACCAAAGAGCGGCUGUUUGGGAGCAUCCAGGAGGAGGUGGUGCAGGAUGCAGAGAGCGUGAGACGGCAGCAGCAGGUGCAUGGGCAGCAGCACAGCUGCACCCUGGAUGAAUGCUUCCAGCUCUACACCAAGGAGGAGCAGCUGGCCCCGGACGAUGCCUGGCGCUGCCCGCACUGCAAGGUGCCCCAGCAGGGCACGGUGAAGCUCAGCCUGUGGACGCUGCCCGACAUCCUCAUCAUCCACCUGAAGCGCUUCCGGCAGGUGGCCGAGCAGCGGCACAAGCUCACCACGCUGGUGAGGUUCCCGCUGCGGGGGCUGGACAUGGCCCCGCACGUGGCACAGCGGGGCCAGCCCGGGGGGCAGCUCCUGGGGCGCUGGGUGCCCUGGCAGCCCACCCUGUGCCUGCCCCCGGGCUGCCCCCGCGACCACCUGUACGACCUGUACGCCGUCUGCAACCACCAUGGCAGCAUGCAGGGCGGCCACUACACCGCGUUCUGCUGCAACGCCCUGGACGGGCGCUGGUACAGCUACGACGACAGCCGGGUGGAGUGGGUGCGCGAGGCCGAGGUGAGCACCCGCAGCGCCUACAUCCUGUUCUACCAGCGCCGCCGCGCCGCCGGCUCCGGCUCGGGCUCCGCCGCCGCCGCGGGGCACUGGGUGUUCCGCCUGGCCGCCUCCGAGCCCCGCGCCGACCCCCGCACCGACCCCGACCCUUCGGGCUCCGUCGCCGCCCCGGAGAACGGCGGGUUCGAGGCGCGGCCCUCGGUGCGGGGCCUGCAGGGGCUGCACGGUCGCAGCCUCAGCGUCCGGACCGUCCCCGCCGGACCCGCGGGACAGGGGGAGCCGGGCGCCCCCCGCGCCCCCCGCCGGCUCCGCCGGGCCGCCAGCGCCGAGGGGACCCCGCGCCGGCCGCCGCCGGGAGCCGGCAGCAGCCCCGGGGCCGCGGGGCCGCGGGGGGACGCGGCUGUGCCCCCGGGCCGCUGCCCCCCCGGCCCCUCGGCGCUGGGGCGGUCGCGGAGCUCGGCCAGCCUGCCCCCCCGGGCCGAGGGGGCGCUGCGCAGAUCCGCCUCGCUGGGCAGGGCCGCGGCGGGGCCGCCCCUGGCCCGCGCUCCCCCCGGGGCCACCCUGCAGCGGGGCCGGCAGCCCCCUGGGCCCCUGCGGCCCUCGGCCGUGCCCGAGUCCAGCUUCUGA